Messenger RNA from Dermacentor silvarum, 1013 nucleotides. Its product is annotated as chymotrypsin-C-like. NCBI's taxonomy places the organism in Eukaryota, Metazoa, Arthropoda, Arachnida, Ixodida, Ixodidae. The transcript has 8 exons. Gene Ontology annotation, molecular function: serine-type endopeptidase activity. Gene Ontology annotation, biological process: proteolysis. The record is from RefSeq and is a predicted model, not a curated record. The coding region runs from base 47 to 907 and encodes 286 amino acids.
ACAAUUUCGGAAGCGCGUGAUUUCCUGAGCUGCUGGCAUCAGCAAAAUGUUCUUGCCCCUUAGCGCUGCUUUACGUAUGCUGCUCGUGACGUUCAUUCUUACAUCGAUAUGUUUCAUCGCACAGGCGUCGUCUCACAAAAUCAACAUGAGAGGAUGUGGAUAUUCGCGGCCUCUAGGAAGGGUAAUCAAUGGCCGCGUCGCUUCGAAGCUGCACGUACCUUGGCUGGUGCAUGUGGUCUCAGUCAGACAUGACAACAGCAAAGGUGGGUGCGGUGGAAGUAUCAUUACGAAGAACGCUAUCCUGACGGCAGCCCACUGCGUUGUGUCAAAGAAACAAAGGAGCAAGAGACUGCUGGUGUACUACAACACCACCAGAGUUCUGAGGGGACCCUUUAUAGAGGUGACGAAGGCAAUAAUCCACAAGAAAUUUAAAAAUGCAUUCUUGGGUUACGACAUCGCUGUGCUGAAGCUGGCUAAGCCCAUUCCAAGAUUUGACUGGUUUGUAAGACCUGUGUGCUUGCCUAGACAACACGAGAAGACCAGGAAAGGCCCAAUGCUCUUGGCCGGCUACGGUCGUCCCACGUACAAGAAGACAGGCAAGAGACUUCUCUACUACAUAACGAAGGCGCUGCCUGACGUUUCUUGCGAUGCUGCUCUUGCUGCGGAAUGGGGAAUGUUCCCAGUGAAAAGAAGCCUGCUCAUGUGCAGCAAGAGCACUUGCGCGAUGAUGUAUAUGGGAGACUCCGGCAGCCCCGUUACAGCGUACACGCAUCUAGGACAAUCGACGCAGUACGGCAUUACCUCGUUCCUCAGGUCCGAUAAUUCCGGACGUGCCCCAACUGUGCACACUCGCGUCUCCAUGUUCAUUGAUUGGAUAAACCAAUCGCUUGAAUUGAAAGACAAUUGAGGAAAGAAUUGUUAGAAUACCCACAUGGAAUAACGGACUAUUAUCCGUAAAGCUCUACAAAUGGCUCUCAUAUGAAAACCAUCUUUGUUCUUAGAGAAUAAAAUAC